Molecule: messenger RNA, 1206 nt
Organism: Mollisia scopiformis
Lineage: Eukaryota; Fungi; Ascomycota; Leotiomycetes; Helotiales; Mollisiaceae
Exons: 3
Coding region: 145-1062 (305 amino acids)
Source: RefSeq, a predicted model, not a curated record
GAGUUCAGCGGUACUAGGGCUACCAGGAAGCCGUGAGAAUGUCAUUGGUCUCUCGGCGAAACACUCAGAUAUAUGUCGCUUUGAUCCGGACUCAGAAGCUGACAGAGAGAGAUAUGAAAUUGUCAGGGACAACGUGGCCGAAUUAUGCAAACUUGCUACAGACCCAGAUCAUCAGUGAUAGCACCAGCUCUAGUUACCGAAAUACUGGAGAGUCUGAGAGCGCUAGCAUACAAUGCUCGAUUUGAAGACAUGGAAGAAGGAUUUAAAGGGACAUCGGAAUCGAUUUGGAAAUCCUCAGAAGACCUCGGUGACCAUAAAGUCGAAGGACCAGGGUUCGUGGAAUGGUUGGAGUCUGGAAACCUUUUCUGGCUCAACGGCUUGCCAGGGAGCGGAAAGUCUACGUUGAUGAAGUAUGUUAUUGAGCACGCAAAGACGAAAGAGCACUUGUCAAAGGCCGAUCCCAGGAACUGGCUUCUAGCAUGCUGGUUCUUCUACGAGCUUGGUGAUGAGACGAGCUUCAACUCUCUUUUGCAUUCUUUGCUCCUCCAGAUUCUGACCGCCCAGCAACACCUGGUGCCGCUCACUCUCCAGAUCUACAGAAAAGUCCAAAGUCGUCCCAAGCGAAAUAGUUCAACUGACGAGACCUGGUCAGAUGGAGAUCUGAUGCAAGCCUUAACGAUUAUUGUUACCCAGUCAGCCGAUCACUUCAAUCUCUGUAUCUUUGUCGAUGGUUCGGACGAAUGCGGGCCGCGCGAGCAUCUGCGCUCCCACGUGAAGUUUCUGUUGGAGUGGCUCGCCUCCGGUGAAAAAGCCCGCAGAAUCAACAUGAAGCUCUGCAUCGCGAGUCGCGAAAUCACCGAUAUUUGGGUGCAGCUAAAGAAUUAUAAGACUUGCCAGAUUCAUCAUUGGACUACCGAGGAUACUGUCACAUAUGCUGAGCAAAGUCUACGAGCAGCCUUCGAUGACAGACUUUGGGGGUUCAACUCCGACCGACAUGCGGAAUUGCUAGAGACCCUCUGUAGGGAGAUCUCCGAGAGAUCUAACGGAGUAUUCUCUGGGUAAGAUUGGUCACCGAACAACUUAUCUUUGCUAUCGAAGGGGGUACGGAUGAAAAGAGGAUGCUUCGUUAUUUGGAAGAGAUGCCUAGAGAUUUAAGGCUUCUGUAUGAGCGCAUUGUGUUCAAUAUCCCAACCGAUUUGAUUCAGG